GUAUAGGUCAUUUAUAAAGGCGAAAGAAUGAUGUAUUGUUAUAUCCUGCUGCUACGCCAAUGGAAAUACCAAAAAAGUAUUCAUUGUUGGCCAUUAAAAGCAAACUGGCAGAUCGUUUUAGUUUAACGAGUAAACAAAAAUUCUAUAAACUUCUGAGACUGUUUCAACAGAUUAUAAAUAAAAAUUAAAUAGCGGGGUUUUUCCAAGUUGUUUAUAUAUGUUUGUAGUAAAAAUAACGUUUGUAUGUAAUAUUUUAUUUAGUUUUACACUCGGUGCUCUCACAUAUUGGCGAAUUCAAGUGGUACCUACAUUUCGGUUAUGUGAAUCUUUAUUCAAUAUAAUUUAAUGCAGUCAACCAUUCAGUAAAAGGCAACACGGGCUUUGUUUCAAAAUAAAAGUGGUCAGGGUCAACUUUGGCAGAUUUGAAACCGUUAUCAAGUUGAACUCAAAACAACCGUGCAGAACCUGAUUCACCAGAAAUUGCAAAAUCGAACUAGUGCGUUUAUUUCCUUAUUUGGAUUUUUUUUUCAGCGAAUAGUUACCAUGAAGUUUUCUUUAUUUGCUGCAAUAGUGUUAUAUUUGACCACGCCAGUCUUUCUACAAGGCAAAUUUAAUAUCGAACAUUCAAUCAAUAAAUUUUCGAUUAAUUUAUUAGCCGAUGUGAAUAAGGAAGGUGGUGGCAACGUUAAUAUAGCUUUAUCACCGCUUACAAUAUGGACCUUACUGACAAUAGCAUCAGAGGGUGCCCAAGAAACCACAGCAGACCAAAUAGACAGGGUUCUACAACAGCCACCAAAUAAAAGUGUAGUUAGGAAAGCCUAUAAUAAUCUAAUUAGCCAGUUUAAAGUAAAAUCAAAAGAAGCAGAGUUUGAAACUUCAAAUGGAAUAUUCUCAAGAAAAGAGUUUCCUGUUAGACAAAUAUAUUCAGAUAUUGUAAAAGAAUUUUAUAACACUAAUGUUGUACCUGUUGACUUUAAAAACGAUAAUCAGGGAGCAACCAAUAUUAUCAAUAAAUAUGUAGCAAAGACAACCAGAAAUAGAAUAACAAAUCUGAUUAAUACAGGUGAUGUCCAAAAUGCCUAUCUCUUCAUGACUAGUACUGCAUACUUCAAAGGAGUGUGGCAAAUACCUUUCAAUAGGUCAGCUACUCGAAGAAGUCCAUUUUUUGACGAAAAUAAAAACCAAGUUGGAGAAGUACAGUUAAUGUACCAAGUCUAUCCGUUUCCUUAUCUUAGACAUAAUAAUAUUAGAGCCGAUAUUGUUGAACUACCCUACGGAUUUGACGAUACAUUUUCUAUGUUACUACUAGUACCAAGGGGUGACCAAACUGUGAUCAAUAUGUUAAAUUCCUUAAAUGGAGAAUCAAUAACAGAUAUUUUGGAACGUCUUGAAUCGAAUUCCAAGAAGUUUCCCGAUGAUAAUAUUCACGUGCAUCUUCCGAAGUUUAAAGUUACUUCUGAUUUUAAUCUCGAUGUAGUUUUGCAAGCUAUGGGUAUCACAGAUAUUUUUGACCCAAGAAGAGCAAAUUUAUUAGGAAUGUUUAAACAAUAUUUAUACCUAUCCAGAUUCAUUCAAAAGGCUGAAAUUGAAGUUGAUGAAUUAGGAACAAUAGCAACUGCAGCAGCAGGUGCUAUAUUUGAGAACAGAACACCUCCUCCUAUUGUGAAAGCUAACCGACCAUUUGUAUUUUUCAUUGUUCACAAACUAAGUAGGAGCGUUAUUUUCGCUGGCAAAAUAAGUAAUCCUAAUGAUUUAGGAUAAUUAUGUUAUUUAUCUUUAAAACAUCCCAUUUCUCACCUAUUAUUAUUUUAAAAUCUCUGAUAUGUUUUUAAAUUAGUAAAUAAAGCUUUCACGGCGGUUAUA
Ceutorhynchus assimilis (cabbage seed weevil) is the source of this 1863-nucleotide messenger RNA. NCBI's taxonomy places the organism in Eukaryota, Metazoa, Arthropoda, Insecta, Coleoptera, Curculionidae. The record is from the annotation of a GenBank genome assembly.